Molecule: messenger RNA, 978 nt
Organism: Exophiala bonariae
Lineage: Eukaryota; Fungi; Ascomycota; Eurotiomycetes; Chaetothyriales; Herpotrichiellaceae
Exons: 1
Coding region: 1-978 (325 amino acids)
Source: RefSeq, a predicted model, not a curated record
AUGCCCGUCACCGAAAUCAUCCUCCUGCGGCACGGCCACCGACUAGCAUGGACACUAGACCCGACGACAGGGAAAUACACAUCCUCACACCCGUUCCCGACACGACUCCCCGCCGACCCACCGCUGGCAUCGCACGGCGUGCAGCAGGCAGUCGAGACAGGCGAAUACUUCGGAUCCACGUCCGGCUCGGGCUCACUGGCCGAGCUCGUCAAGCAAGACCGGCUGCGCAUCUACUCCAGCCUGUUCUACCGGUGUCUGGAGACGCUGCGGCCGACGGUCGAGAAGCUGCGGGAGAUCCAGCUGACGGAUUCGAUCUCACGGGUGCAGAAACACAGUCCGCUCCUGGUGCGCGGGGAGAGGGGCAUUGGCGAAUGGUUCGGGAAAGCCUGGUUCGUGCAACCUGCGCCUGCGGACCCGGCGAGAUUGAAGAAGGACUUCUUCCCCUGGGUCGACGCGGCGUAUCGCUCCAAGGUCGUGCCGUCGGAUCAUGGUGAGCGGAUCGAGGCACUGCAUGAUCGGCUGGCGUUGGCGCUUGCGACCGUCGUCCAGGAUGUGGAUCGUGAGUAUGUUGAGGCGGGCAGGGGGAGUGAACAUGUCACGCUACUGUUGUGUGGCCAUGCCGCGCAGAUUAUCGCUAGUGGGCGUGCGCUUACGGGUUUGAUGCCGGAGGAUCACGACGAGGAGGAUUUCAAGUGCUUUACCUGUGGGGUCAGUCGGUUUGUGAGGAGGACAGUUCCUGUGGCGAGCGAUCAGGAGGCAACUGUGGAGAAGUCACAGUAUUUCUGCGAGGACUGGCGCAAUGGAUCUGGCGUGGCGGGCGGUUGGGACUGUGUCGCGAAUAGUGAUUGUGGACAUUUGAGCCAGGGUGAAGAGCGAGGUUGGCAUUUCCACGGUGAUGAGAGCUUUGAUUCCUAUGAGAGUGCACAGGGUCUUGGUUUGAAGGAGGCGGUUGGUGAGGUGCCGAGUCAUAAAUUAUAG